AUGCCCGGCACGGUCUCAUGGCAGGCCCCGCGCUCCGGGCGUGCGGCCGGCCGGCUGAGGGGGCGGCUCCGCUUCCCCGCUCCCCGGGCGCUGCGACGGGCGGGAGGGAAGGAGGAAGGACGAAGAGCGAAGCCUCCGCCGCCGCCCGCGCUUCGGAUCCCGGCACCCGGCCGCUCCGCUCUCCGCGCCGCCGAGGCGUUUUUCCUGCGUCACCAGCUCCUGCCCGGCGGCGGCCCUGCGCUCCGGCUCCGGCUGGGGCUUGGCUGGGGCCUGCACGCUCCGCCCCGUCCGGGCAGCGGGCGCUCGAGGGGGAGGGGGUGCACACGCAGCCGGGGCCUGCGGCCUGCGGGGCUGGGCUGCGCGCGGGGGCAGGGAGGGAGGAAGGCAGGAGGAAGGAAGGCGGCGGCGGAGGGGCCGGGCCGGGCGGCGGAGCGCUGCGCGCUGACGGCUCCGUACGCGGGGGAGGGGAUGAGAGGGGGAGGGCGCGAGGCGAGACGCGGCGGCGGCGCCCGAGUCUCGCGGGGCCCUGGCCAAGAUGGCGGAGCUGGGCCCGGCCUGAGCGCGGCGCCGAGGGCUCCGCCGUACCGCUCCCGCCCCCGAGCCCCGCGCCUGUCAGUCACACCGCCCGCCCCCAGCCCUGCGCGCGCGGGGGGAGCUGCGCGCCGGCGGUUUCACGUCCGUUGGGCUCGAGCGGUCUCCAUUGUGACCGGCGGGCGGACCGCGCGAGACCCGGAUGAUGACGUCACGCGGCCGCUCGCUCUCUCUCAGUUCCCUUCCUCGCUGCUGCUGCUGCCGCCCGGCGGGGGCGGCGUCUCCCUUGGGCCCGGCGGAGCGGCCGCGGGACGGCGGCACAAAGCGCGGGGGCGGCGCGCUGCCCGGCGGGAGGGUGGUGCGCUUAGGCCUCGGUAGGCCGCAGGGCCGGCACCUAGAGAGGGGGGCGCGAGCGCUGUGAGAAGGCAGAGCUACGCACGUACGGCUCCGUCAGAGAGCCAGGCCGUUAGAAGCACGGUGCUUUACGCGGCCUUUAGGGAGACAAAACCUUUAAACGUAAGGAAUGACGCCUUGUGACAGGUCAGAAGGUCGGCAGACGCGGGGAACUUGCUCUCCGAGUACCUGGAGCCGUGCUUGGUUUUAUCUGACUUUUUUAUCCUCUGUACUGCAAGGUCAAAGUCUCAUUUGAACAACAUCAUUCAAGAAUUUCAGAGCAGGAAGUGGAGGAUCCAGUCUCCAGCUGAAAACGCAGGAGGAAUUUAGGUCGCCGGGUUGGAAUUUGCUCACAGGCUUGGUAACAGCCUUCGCUCUGUGCGCAGCGUUUAUCUGCUGGACCUCACCGUGACAAAGACCAAAAUAUGGCUGGUCAUGGUCAUAGAAUCGUAUCAGAGAAUCAUAGAAUGGCCUGGGUUGAGAAGGACCACAAUGAUCAUGUAGUUUCAACCCCCUUGCUACGUGUAGGGUUGCCAACCACUAUACCAGGCUGCCCAGAGCCACAUCCAGCCUGGCCUUGAAUGCCUCCGGGGAUGGGGAGGGAGUGUCUGCUGUAAAAAGCCAGAGCUCAAAGCUAGCAGUGAUACGUCCUGUUAUUUCCUCUUUUAACAAAGUGAGGGUUAGCUGGGUUUUGCUAAUCGCUGGGAUUAUUUGGGAAGGAAACCUGAAGUACGUCUUUGCAUUAACCCCUCUGACAAAACGGUGCAGCUCCUUCACUGCUGUCCAAAUGCAACAGUUUGCAUGCUGAAAGAGGGGUUGUGUGUGCAUUUUACUCACCAACAAUACAGACAAGCCACAACUGGUGAAAAUCUGUGUCAGUGUAAGCUUAUUGUGUUCAGUUUAGAAAUAUGUGUAAUCACAGAAAUAGCAGCCUUUUCAUCUCAGCGAUUUUCAUGCCUACGAGCGUAUUCUUGUGGCCUCCUUGCUCCUUUUCUUUGCUCCUUGCUAAUUACUUUGGGCUUUCCUUCCUAUUUCCAAUUUAUCCAUUGCGCUCUCCUGGGAAAUGCUUAAAAUCAUUGCGCCUGUAAUACUUGUGAUGUUCCUUGCCUCAGUGCUCUCCCUGCAGCUCCUGACUGAUGACUGACAGCGGUAUGGCUGCACCUCCAGUGGUUUCAGUUGUAUGUUGUUUGACACGUCUCAGUCCUUAAAAAAUAAAUCGCUCUGGUUUCCGA
This is a messenger RNA of Gallus gallus (chicken), 2156 nucleotides long. Its product is annotated as translation initiation factor IF-2. NCBI's taxonomy places the organism in Eukaryota, Metazoa, Chordata, Aves, Galliformes, Phasianidae. Bases 1 to 909 code for a protein of 302 amino acids. The transcript has a single exon. The record is from RefSeq and is a predicted model, not a curated record.